UCUGUCUCAAAAAUAAAUAAAUGUUAAAAAAAUUAAAAAAAAGAAAAAUUCCUUAAAAAACAGAGCUCUUGUAAAAUAUGAACAUAAUAAAUGAAAAUCUCAAUAGAAGAGCUUGAAGGUAAGGUUGAGAAAGUAUUCCAGGAAAUAUUGCAAAAGUAUUUUAAAAUGGCAAAAAGGUGAGAAAAAAUAAGGAAAUUAGAGAUCAUACCAGAGGUCCAACAUCUUAUUUGUAGUAAUUGAGAGAGACAGAGAGAGGAGAGAGAGAGAAAAAAAAAUAACAUUACCCAUGAACUAAUUCCAGAAAAUUUCUAAAAGCUGUAGAAAAUUAGUUUCCUAGUAGAAAGUGCUUACCAAUUGUCAAUGCAUGAACUUAAACCCAAACCAAGACACAUCAGUGUUUAAUUUGAAAAUAGCACAAUGAUGAAAUACUCCAAGAAGUAAAAAUACAGGUUAUAUAGAAACUAUAAAAUAAGGUUUCCUUUAGACUUCUUAGCAAGCACAUUGAUUUUAGGGAGCUCACUGACAAAAUAUUUUAAAAUUCUGAAGAAAAAUAUUUCCAACCUCAAACUCUAUCAUCAAAUUUCCAAUCAAGUUUGAGGGCAGACUAAAGAUAUUUUAAUACCCUCAAGGUCACAACAAAAUGUAACUCUCAUACAUUCUUCUCUGGAGACUACUGGAAUAUAUCUAUUAAAAUGAUAGAGUAAUCCAAGAGAGGAAGUCAGAAUAAAAAGAGAAGAGAAUAUUGAAAAAAAGAAAUGAAAUGAAUCUUCAAAUGAUGUCCAAAAAUAAUCCCAGGAUGACAACUGUGUCUCAAGUGCAAACUAGUCCAAUUUGGAGCUGUGUAACUCAAGAGACAGGCAUUUUGGAGGAUAUCAUCAUCAAGUCUCCUGACAUCUUUUCAGAUGAAACUAUUAUAGGAUGAAUCUAUUAAAGCCAUGGAGUAAAUCAAAAAAAGAGGAAGAAAUAAAAUCCUAAAAUAGGAAAUCCAACGAGAAUAAAAGACAAAGAGAACUCCAAGAAUGACAGCAAAGGAAAGUUCCAGGAAGAUAGCAAUGCAGCAGAUGUAGAAAACAAACACUCAAUUUAAAGAAAAUUGGUAUCUCGGGAGAUAUGGGAAUGACCAUGUGGAAAAUUCUACUGAGAGGCAAUUGGAAGUAUGGGAAGAACAUGUGAUAAAUAAUAAAGAAAAUCAAGUAAAUGAAAAAGCAAGGCAAUUAUUAACUUCAAGAAAACAGUGAAAAAGAAAAUAUAAUUAGUAUACAACCAUGUUUGAAAUAGUACUACAACUAAAGGAAGGCAUGAAAGGGCCUUGAGUGUACAAGAGCUAAACCUAAUCCAAUAUAAUGAGUCAAUUGAUAAUGCCUAAAAUUAAUAAAAAUACAGCAGAAUACAGAAUAAGGCAGAAGAGAAAACUAAAGGAGUUUAAAAUGACUGCCUAUUGGGAAGGGAUCUAGGAAAGUAAGGAAACAAAGGAGGACAAAGAUUUUAUUCUAAACCACUUAGUACUAUUUGAUUUUGAACCAAGGGUCACAUAUUUUGAAAAAAGAACCGCAUUUUAAAAGAUCAGCAAAAUAGAGACCUUACAAGUCUCCCCAAGAAUAAAAAGGAGAUAAAAAAUUAAACAUUACUAAUAAGAACAAGGCUAUAACCAAAGAUAAAAAAUACAAUGAAUUUUGCAAAUCCAGAUAAAAUGACUAGUUUUUAAAAUUAAAUACAAAUUACUUUAAAACUAAACAAAACCUGGACAGAUAACCAAAAGUGAAAUGGAAAAGAUAGUCAUUGAUUUACCACCAGCAAAGCCACCAAACCCCCAAUCCAUUAAAAAAUUGGAGAAAGGUUUAAGAUUUACUUCUGGUGGGAAGCCAGAGUUUAAUUUCCUGUUCCCAGAUUAAGGAAAACAACAAAUUUACUUUUCUACUAAUUCAGACUAUCAGAGGGGUAAACAAUAUAGGCCCUUACUAACAUUACUGUGACCAUUUAAGGUAAAUGGUAAUAAAACCGCAAAGACACUUGGGGGGGGGGGGGGGAAGCUACUCCUGUUGCAGUUCCUUUAAUCCGCCAUCUUUUUGUUCUAUUCUUGAAAGUGGGAAUAACAUCCACAAAACGCAAGGUGGCGCUGCAGGCUUAAAAAGAGGGGGAAAUAUUCGCACAAAGGAUGUUACAGACUCCAGUUUUCAGAGGAAAGCUGGCCAGACAAGAAAAGUAGAAGAAAGGAAACCGUGGUGUUGGAGUUGGGGAAAAGUAGGACCCCUCCCCACAAACAUACCAACUCAUUUCUAAGGAUUCGGUUUCUGCCAUUUCUGAGAACUGCUUGAGGCCGAGCGAACGUGGUUUUGAAAGAUUGUUUAAACGAAGAAUGGAGGCCAGAGUGAUGCCUGAAGUGCAGAAAAGGCAAGUGUUUUUUCUUUGUGUAUUUCUGGGAAUGUCUUGGGCUGGCACAGAACCGCUUCGGUAUUUUGUAGCGGAGGAAACGGAGAGAGAGACCUUUCUGGCCAACCUAGCAAAUGAUCUGGGGUUGGGGGUGGGGGAACUGUCAGCUCGGGGAUCUAGAGUCAUUUCAGAUGAGAACAUACGAUUUUUACUAUUCAAGCCGCUUACUGGUGAUUUACUUCUAAAUGAGAAAUUAGACCGAGAGGAACUGUGUGGGCCCAGAGAGCCGUGUGUGCUACCUUUCCAGUUGUUACUUGAAAAGCCUUUUCAGAUUUUCCGUGCUGAACUAUGGGUCAGAGACAUCAACGAUCAUUCUCCAGUAUUUCUAGAUAGAGAGACUACCUUGAAAAUAUUAGAAAGUACCAAUCCAGGGGCAACAUUUCUCCUAGAAAGUGCACAGGAUUCAGAUGUUGGAAUCAACAACCUGAAAAACUACACCAUCAGCUCCAAUGCCUAUUUCCAUAUUAAUGUCCGUGAUAGUGGGGAGGGGAAUGUUUACCCUGAAUUGGUCCUGGAUGCAGUGCUGGAUCGUGAAAAGGUUUCUGAGCUCAAUUUAACCCUCACAGCCUUGGAUGGCGGGUCUCCGCCCAGAUCCGGGACUGCCCUCAUACGCAUCCUGGUUUUGGACAUAAAUGAUAACAUCCCUGAAUUUGUACAGUCCCUCUACAAGGUGCAGGUGCCUGAAGACAGCCCUGUUGGCUCCCUGGUUGUCGCUGUGUCAGCUAGAGAUUUAGAUACCGGAACUAAUGGAGAAAUAGUCUAUGCAUUUUUUUAUGCCACUGAAGUAAUUCUCAAAACAUUUCGAAUCAAUUCAACAUCUGGCAAGCUUUAUCUUAAAGCCGAAUUGAACUACGAGGCAAUACAAACUUAUACAUUAACUAUUCAGGCCAAAGAUGGCGGAGGGCUUUCUGGAAAAUGUACAGUGGUGGUCCAUGUAACAGAUAUAAAUGAUAAUCCACCGGAACUGCUUAUGUCAUCACUUACUAGCCCAAUUGCAGAAAACUCACCUGAGACAGUAGUAGCUGUUUUUAGGAUUAGAGACAGAGAUUCAGGGAACAAUGCAAAGAUGGUGUGCUCCAUCCAAGACCAUCUCCCCUUCGUCCUGAAGCCUUCAGUACAGAAUUUCUACACCCUGGUAACAGAGAGACCCCUGGACAGAGAGAGCCAGGCCGAGUACAACAUCACCAUCACCGUCACCGACUUGGGGACCCCCAGGCUGAAAACGCAGCACAACAUCACCGUGACGGUCUCCGACGUCAACGACAACGCCCCCGCCUUCAGCCAAACCACCUACACCCUGCGCGUCCGCGAGAACAACAGCCCCGCCCUGCACAUCGGCAGCGUGAGCGCCACGGACAGGGACUCGGGCGCCAACGCGCAGGUCACCUACUCGCUGCUGCCGCCCGCGGACCCGCAGCUGCCCCUGGCCUCCCUGGUGUCCAUCAACGCGGACAACGGGCAGCUGUUCGCGCUCAGGUCCCUGGAUUACGAGGCGCUGCGGGCGUUCGAGUUCGGCGUGCGCGCGGCCGACCGCGGCUCGCCCGCGCUCAGCAGCCAGGCGCGGGUGCGCGUGCUGGUGCUGGACGACAACGACAACGCGCCCUUCGUGCUGUACCCGCCGCAGAACGGCUCUGCGCCCUGCACCGAGCUGGUGCCCAGGGCGGCCGAGGCGGGCUACCUGGUGACCAAGGUGGUGGCGGUGGACGGCGACUCGGGCCAGAACGCCUGGCUGUCGUACCAGCUGCUCAAGGCCACGGAGCCCGGGCUGUUCGGCGUGUGGGCGCACAACGGCGAGGUGCGCACGGCCCGGCUGCUGAGCGAGCGCGACGCCGUCAAGCACAGGCUGGUGGUGCUGGUCAAGGACAAUGGCGAGCCGCCGCGCUCGGCCAGCGUCACGCUGCACGUGCUGCUGGUGGACGGCUUCUCGCAGCCCUACCUGCCGCUCCCGGAGGUGGCGGCGGCCGAGGCGCGGGCCGACCCGCUCACCGUCUACUUGGUCGUCGCCUUGGCGUCCGUGUCGUCGCUCUUCCUGUUCUCGGUGCUCGUGUUCGUGGCGGUGCGGCUGUGCAGGCGGAGCCGGGCGGCGUCUGCGGGUCGCUGCUCGGCGCCCGAGGGCCGCUUUCCGGGCCACCUGGUGGACGUCAGCGGCGCGGGGACGCUGUCCCAGAGCUACCAGUAUGAGGUGUGUCUGCGGGGAGGCUCGGGGACCAGUGAGUUCAAGUUCCUCAAGCCCAUUAUCCCUAAUCUGCAGUUUCAAAGUACAAGAACGGAAGUGGAAGGAUAUCCCUCAUUUCAGAAUGAUUUGGGUUUCUGAUAAGGGAUGGAACAUAAAUGUCCAUAUUGUGUCUGUAAAUAUUUUUCUAUUAUGAAAUUCGUCCUGAGUUACCUGUAGAGGAGUGCUUUAAUAUUAUUUAAAGUCAGGGUAAAUUUCUUUACGGAGAAACGGAUCCAGCUUUAGCCCUAGGAAACUUCCACAAAGCAGGCAAUGUAUAUGUGUUAUAUUUUAUCUCAAACAAUUGUGCAUUUUUUGCAGCCUAUUACGUGAUUAAUCUUGUUUAUGAUGUUUUAAGUUGGUUUUGUCUUUAAAAUUUUGCUACUCUUAUUUUCUGAGUUGGAGUGUUGUAGUAUACCUACUCUUAGUUUUAGAAGUAUAGAUAGUAUCUUUUAAAGCUUUUUAAAAAACGCUUGCUAUGCAUCAUACACAAUUUUAACACUUUUAAUAUUAGAAGUAAAUCUGUAAGGUGUUUUAGAAAUGAGCAAAUAGAUAUUCAUAGAGGCCCAGCGAGUUCACUAGGGUCAGCAACUAAUAAAUAGUAGAGCUGAGCAUCUCUCCUAGAUCUGUCUGACUCUGGGAUCUUGCUAUGAUGCUAUACAGCUUUCUGUCAUUAGAUAUCACCUGGCAAGUUUCUCCUAAUUAAGGAGAAGAAUCUUCUCAGGUUAGUAUUCCUGUUGAGUGUUUUCUACGUUUGGAGAUAAUAAUGUGUGUAGUGGUCUGUGGUUAUAUGUUCUCAUAUACCAAUAAGCCAGCUUUUCUGGAUCAAUUAUUCAACUAUUAUUAUUAGAGCUGUGAUCUGACCAAAGCUUAAGUUAAAAAAUAUUGAAGGAUCCAUUUGUGCUUUCUCCUUGUUAUCUGAACAUAUGACCUUCAUAUCACAGAAAACUUAAUGACUCUGAAUAGAAAUAAUACAUCAGUUUGAUUGCUUCAUUAGUUUAUUUUUCCUCACAUUGCAAUAACUUUUCUACAGUGGUCCCUACCUACUUUUUUUUUUUUUUUUCAACGUU
This is a messenger RNA of Felis catus (domestic cat), 5712 nucleotides long. Its product is annotated as protocadherin beta-7-like. Gene Ontology annotation, molecular function: calcium ion binding. Lineage: Eukaryota; Metazoa; Chordata; Mammalia; Carnivora; Felidae. The transcript has a single exon. Gene Ontology annotation, cellular component: plasma membrane. Gene Ontology annotation, biological process: homophilic cell-cell adhesion. The record is from RefSeq and is a predicted model, not a curated record. Bases 2357 to 4744 code for a protein of 795 amino acids.